GUUUUGGUUACUCAUAACUUACUCUUGAAAUAGUUAUUCUUUGUAUUGAUUUUAUAAUAAAAAUUCUUGAGUAACAAUGAGAUAAAUCAAUGUCAAAAUAAUUAUUUAGUGAGGAUUACCUUUGUUUUGUAUCAAACCGCAAGCAUGGAUUUUUUCUAACAACUUUACACAGUAGCCGGUUUAAUGAUAAUGAUGAUGAUAAUAAUGUGAUAUAAUAGAAACAAGAGGCCUUUCAAUUUGUCAAUUUGUGCCUCUGUAUUUGGUAUAUAUGGAAGCAAUCAGAAAACGAAGCAACCACAGACAUCAGAUUUUUUUUUGUUUGUUUGAUUGAUUGCCUAUGAACGAUAUAUGAAAGGAAAUAAAACUCAUUAAUCUGGUCAAAAUGAGUGUUGAUUUGCAUUUGUAAACAAUUCGUAUCAUCAUCAUUAUGAUGUAUUUUUAAUAAUUCACUAAUCGUUCGGCCUUUUUUUCGAUCUGAUCUUUUUAAAAUUAAAUUUCUCUCAUCAAAUCAAAAUAUUUUAAGUCUUUCGAAAUCAAUGUUUUUUUAUUCUUUCACAUCUAAAAAUAACCUUCACUUUUGUGUGAUGCUUACAGUGACAAAAUAGAAAUCGCAUGUUUUCUUUUCUUAUUUUUUCGUCUUUGUUGCUUGAAUCAAAAUCAAAAAUAAAGAAAAUCUAGUCUGUGAUCAUAUCAUUAUCACGAACAAAUUAUGGUUAGUUUAAAUCGGACAUCUGAUGAUAAUGGCAAUGCCAAUAAUCAACAACAACAACAACCGAAUGGAAUUGAAAUUGAUCUCGAUCAAAUUGUUCGUAAUUUUGAUCAACGUACAAGAAUCUAUGAAGAUGCAAUUGCACUUUCGACGUUGUCCACAAAUUUAUCCAUGGAUGAAUCACCAUAUUGUACGGAAACAGCCGAAUUAAAACGUGUAGAUUUUGUUCUUGUUUAUCAAAAAUCUAUUAAUGAUAAUGAUGAUGCAGAAAAUCCAUUAAAUCAUGAAAUGAUACGACGAAAAUUUGAGGCAAAUCUAAUGAAUGAAGGAUUAGUGUUGAAACAUGUUCCAAGUUCAGUAGGAAACAAUGUAAAUUAUGUUCAUAUUUAUGGUCCGUAUGAUGUAUUGGCAAGAUAUGCUGAAGUAAUGGCCAUGAGAAUGCCAAUGAAAACAAUCAAAACAAGUUUAAGAUAUUUAUUUGGUGAAGAAUUUGUUCAAACCGGUCAAACAUUUACAACAGUUUUUUCAAAAGAAAAAGAAUAUCUAUUCAAUAUACCUGAACAUGAUAAAGAUGAAUUUUUUACACCAUCACAACGUGGUGAAAUUAUUGAUUAUAUACUGAAACGAACCCGGUUUAAAGAUAGUAAUGAUUUCUUUUCAAUCGGUAUCCAUAAAUUACUUGCCGAUAAUGUUUAUCUGGCUGCCUAUCCAUUACAUGAUGCCAGUAAAAAUUGUGAAAAUCCGGACGAUUGUACGGCUAUCCGAUGUUAUUUAUUAAAAAAUUGGGCAUCAUUAUUCUGCAUUCUAAAAUAUCAACAAGUGGAUAAAAUUGUCGAUUAUUUUGGUGUAAAAAUUGCCAUGUAUUAUGUUUGGGUUGGUUUCUAUACUUUAAUGUUGAUACCGGCCGUUGCAAUGGGUUUUCUUACAUUUUUAUAUGGUGUAUUAACAUUGGCCAACGAUCAACCUACCAAUGAUGUUUGUUCAACUAAUGACACAUUCCUAAUGUGUCCGAUAUGCGCUAAAAACUGUGAUUUUGUUAAUUUAUCCGAAAGUUGUAUGCCAGCAAAAGCAUCAUAUUUGAUGGGUAAUUUUACUACAGUCAUAUUUGCCAUAUUUAUAUCGAUAUGGGCAACCAUAUAUCUGGAAAUGUGGAAACGUUAUUCGGCCAAAAUUUGUUUUCAAUGGGAUUUGUCCGAUUUCAGUACGAUCGAUGAACCACCAAGACCAGAAUAUCUAGCCUAUCUAUCCAGACAAAAAUCAACAAAAACUCGUAUAAAUCCGGUUACACGUGUUGAAGAACCAUAUAUAUCGUUCGUCCGUGGACGUUUACCAUAUUUUAUAAUGUCAUUUUCAUUUGUAAUGUUAAGUGUUGCUGUUGUAUUGUUGAUUAUGGUAUCGAUUAUUGUUUAUCGUGUUUCAACCUAUAUUGCAUUAAGUACUCAACAUCAAUAUGAAUCAGAAUUUUUACGACAAAAUAUCGAAUGGAUUGUAACAUCAACUGCUGCAACAAUAAAUUUAAUCCUAAUCAUGAUAUUAAGCAUUGUUUAUAAACGUCUUGCAAAAUGGUUAACCGAAAUGGAAUUACCACGUACACAAAAUGAAUUUGAUAAUUCAUUAACAUUGAAAAUGUAUCUGUUUGAAUUUGUCAACUAUUAUUCAUCAUUAUUCUAUAUUGCAUUUUUCAAAGGAACAUUAGCAAAAACACCACCGGAUGGUGCACUACAAACAGGAAAACUAAACAAAUUAAUUGAACCAUGUCCUAUUGGUGGUUGUUAUUUUGAUCUAACCAUACAAUUGGUCAUAAUUUUAUUGGGAAAAAAUCUAUUCAGUUCUAUUCUUGAAUAUCUAAUACCUUAUCUAUACGGGGUUUAUAAUCGUUAUGUUUAUUUUUCGAAUGAUAAAAAAUCAUCAUCAUCAUCAUCAACAUCAAAUAAUCGUGUUAGUAAUCGUGAAUUAAAACAAUAUGAACAAGACUAUCUACUUGAAUCAUGGGAUCAUUCAGUGUUAUUUUAUGAAUAUCUUGAAUUGGUAUUACAAUUUGGUUUUAUUACAUUGUUUGUCAGUGCAUUUCCUUUGGCACCAUUUUUUGCACUUUUAAAUAACAUUUUUGAAAUUCGUUUUGAUGCCCGUAAAAUGUUAAAAAAUUAUAAACGUCCAGUUGCUCAAAGGGUAAAAGAUAUUGGUGUCUGGUAUACAAUUCUGGAUGCAUUGGGCAAAUUAUCUGUAUUUACUAAUGCUGUUAUCAUUGCAUUCAAUACGGAUAUUAUACCACGUAUGAUGUACUAUUUUACCAAUGGAAAUCUAAAGAAUUUUUAUGAAUCAACAUUAUCGAAUUAUGUUAUCAAUGUUGAUGAUGAAGUUCGCGAUAAUAACAUUGAAAAUUGUUUCUAUUAUGGUUAUAGAGAAAAGAAUGGUACCUAUAGUGAACAACAUUGGCAUAUAUUGAUCGCAAAAAUUGUUUUUGUUGUCGUAUUUCAAAAUGUUGUUACGGCUAUAAAUUCAUUUUUAAAAGUGAUAAUUCCUGAUGAACCAGGAUCAUUACGUUUACGUAAACGACAACAUGCAUUUAUUACCAAUGAAUUGAUCAUACAACAUGAACUACAAUCACAACAACAAAAUCUACAGAAACAAAAUACAAAUUAAUAUUUACACAGCAAUAUGGGCGCAAUAUGUGUGUGGAUAUUUAUUUAUUUUUAUUUAUUUUUUUGCAUUAAAGUUGUUCGUCGUUUUCGCCAAUAUAUAAUAUGCAUCCAUCG
Dermatophagoides pteronyssinus (European house dust mite) is the source of this 3465-nucleotide messenger RNA. RefSeq names its product anoctamin-4-like. Gene Ontology annotation, cellular component: plasma membrane. Lineage: Eukaryota; Metazoa; Arthropoda; Arachnida; Sarcoptiformes; Pyroglyphidae. Gene Ontology annotation, molecular function: chloride channel activity; protein dimerization activity. Gene Ontology annotation, biological process: chloride transmembrane transport. The record is from RefSeq and is a predicted model, not a curated record.